Megalobrama amblycephala (Wuchang bream) is the source of this 7575-nucleotide messenger RNA. It is a transcript of the gene rreb1b, whose product is annotated as ras responsive element binding protein 1b. NCBI's taxonomy places the organism in Eukaryota, Metazoa, Chordata, Actinopteri, Cypriniformes, Xenocyprididae. Gene Ontology annotation, biological process: regulation of transcription by RNA polymerase II. Gene Ontology annotation, molecular function: DNA-binding transcription activator activity, RNA polymerase II-specific; RNA polymerase II cis-regulatory region sequence-specific DNA binding. The transcript has 13 exons. The record is from RefSeq and is a predicted model, not a curated record. Gene Ontology annotation, cellular component: nucleus. Bases 418 to 5508 code for a protein of 1696 amino acids.
UGGCAGCCUCAGUAACACACGUCCCCUUGGAGACUAGAGCAACACGUGAUGCGUCUACUUAUCACGUUCACUGAGCAGCGCUCAGGAACACACUUUGAGGAAAAAGUGACUUUUCUGACCCUCACUCGUCGGAAGUAUCGAUGGCCAUCAUUCCUUUAGGGAGCUAACAGAGUGGGCGAUGUGAAGUAUCCAGUUGGCGAACUUUGCACAUCCUCAAAUACGCCAUUUUGAUCGCUCUCCGGAACAAGUUUGCAGUUUUUUUCGAAGUCCAUCAUCUCUUUUCACCAUCACCAUGUCUCAGCGCUAUCAGCCCAACCCCGACAAAGUCAAGCUAUGAACAGAGGUCGCUGUCCCUCAUCCUGUGUUCGUGACCCCGUGACUCCAUGACCCUGUGACGUGUUUAGCCCAAAUCUUAAAAUGGAAAUGGAAAGUGCCUCCUCUGAAAAGCCUGUCAGCAAUGGUGUUGGUGCUGCUGAUGUGAAUGAACAGUUUCAUUUGUCAGAAGAGGCUGUUAACAAUCAGCCAUCCACACAUACACCAGAACCUGUUGAAGAAGAAAACAGUGAUGGAAUGGACAAACCAGAGCAUGAAGAUGAAGUCAGAACAGAGGAGGAGCUGUCCUCCAUCAACUCCAUGAUGAGCACUGUGAUGAAUGUGGGCCAGAUCAAUGGAGUCGACUCUGAGCCCACCAAAACAUCUCCCAGAAAUACCACCAAAUCACCCUCUGUCAGUCGUACUGGGAGAAGAAAUCAGGAAGUCAAAGAUGAACGCUCAAGCUUCAUUUGCCCCCUGUGUAACAAAAACUGCAUGACACAGCACCAGCUCACCAUGCAUAUCAGACAGCAUAACACAGAUAGUGGGGGCACUGACCACUCCUGCAGUAUCUGUGGGAAGGCUUUGAGCUCGGCCAGUUCUCUGGACCGCCACAUGCUGGUUCACAGUGGAGAGAGGCCAUACAAAUGUGUGAUAUGUGGCCAGACAUUCACCACCAAUGGAAACAUGCACAGGCACAUGAAAAUUCAUGAAAAGGAUGCAAACAGUAUUCCUACCCUCAGUUCUUCCACACGAAAGCGCCAACGACCCACAACUAAUAGGAAGCCCAGUGUAGAGGAUGAAGCAGAGCAGGCUGAGGAACCACCAGUAAAAAAAGUGAUGUUGAUGCAAAAGCCUGGAGAGGAUGAUUCUGUCAAGAGUGAAGAAGAGCUCCUUCACUGCCCCAUCUGCUUUAAGACAUUCAUCUGUAAAUAUGAUCUGGAAUCACACAUGGAGACACAUCCUGACACUACACUCAGGUGUAACAUUUGUUGCAUUACCUUUCGCACACACCGUGGUCUCCUGCGUCAUAACGCCGUCAUUCAUAAGCAGCUUCCCACUGACCCCUCUGGACGACCCUUUAUCCAGAAUAACCCCUCCAUCCCUUUGGGGUUUGGAGACUUGGCUUUCAUUGACUUCAGCUGUCAAAAGUUUCCCCAAAUUGCACAGGUCUGGUGUGAGAGCAAUUUGCGCAGAUGCUCUAGCAAGUUCCAUAAAUUUGUUUGUGAGGUCUGCAACAAGGCCUUCCCUCUUCAGCAGUCUUUGGAUCUCCACAAAUUCUCACAUAAAUGUAGCACAGACACCAGCACUGAACCUCAGGAACAAAACGCUUAUGCUGUUACGGAUGCACCCAAAGUCAGCUCCCAUUCCAUGGAUUCCAAGGAGGUCAAUGAACUAAUACCACAUGUUGAUAGUACCCGUUCAGAUGGGAAGAAUGGUUUCAUGGAGUGCCUAGGUCUCCAACACUCCUCCUUAGCCAAGCCAGAGAAAUCAGAAGAGCAAAUUCAGCAGGAAGUUUUAGACAGCAUUCGCUUCAUUCGCGUUGAGCCACCUUCAACAAAUCUACCUCAAGAAAGCAGUAGCAGUCUCGGCAUCUCUAUUUUGGAGCCCGUCUCUCUUCAAGCCAUGAACAAGAAUGCCGCCCUUAGCCUUCUGUCUCUACAGCCGCUCCAUGGUGUCGUCAGUAGUGGUAUGUUUGUCCCAAUAAGUGGUCAAGCUGCGGUGGAGCUGGCGGACAUUGAACAAAUCCUUAAGAUCGCAGCCUCUGUGCCACCUCAGAUGUCUUUGUCUCUGCUUCCCAAAGGUCUGGGGAGUCCUCUACAGGUGGACCCCAAACAGAUUGCUUCCCUGAAACCUAAACCCUUAAUCACUCCUCGAUCCAGCAUGGGUGCUUCCACACCCCCUCCACCCAUCAUGAACGCCCAACAAGCCUCAUCGGGUAACAUCAGUCCUAGCCUUCCACCCCAGACGGGCCAACAAGUGAGAACUACCAGACAAUCAUCAGCCUCCUCUUCGUCCUCAACCUCGUCCUCUCCCACAAAUUGGGAGACUACUCAACUGGGGCCAGAUGUCAUAGGAACCACGAUUAUCUCGUAUGAAACUGGAAAGCAAGAAGAGUUUGACAGCAAAGAGAAGGAAUCAAGAGUUGUGGGCAAGAAGACAGCCAAGGCAGAGUACCCUUGUCGGUUCUGCAAAGAAGUCUUUUCCUUCUUAGGCGGCCUUCAGGCUCAUAUGCGUCACCAUCUGGGAGCUUCACCAUAUCAGUGCACCAUUUGUAGCUACGCCGCUCCUGACAAAGCAACGCUGAUUCGACAUCUCAGAACUCACAGCGGUGAGCGGCCAUACGUAUGCCGCCUCUGUCAUUACCCUUUCACUGUGAAGGCCAACUGUGAGCGCCAUCUGCGAAAGAAACACAUGAAGAACACACGCAAAGACAUAGAGAAAAACAUAGAAUAUGUAACCACCUCCUCUAGUAUAAGCGGUGUCAUUGGAGGCACCACAUUAGACCUCCUCGAUGUGGCUGGUGCUGGUAGCACAUCUUGUCGAUAUUGUGGGGAGGACCUUAAGAACUACCGAGCCCUUCAGAUUCAUCUGAGAACACACAAUGGAUGUCAGCGGAAGCCUUUUGAGUGUAGGCAAUGUGGGGUGGCAUUUCUCGCUAAAAGGAACUGCAUUCACCACUUGCUGAAGCAUCAUCCAGAUGUUCCAGAAAGGGAAAUUGAGGAGCACAUUAAAAGUCUUGUACCGGUUGGAGGAGACACCACUGCUCAAGCCAACCCUCCAACCUCAAAUGGGCUGGUUAACACCACUGUUCCUCAGAAUGUAGGUCCUUUGUCUGGGCCUGUUGAGGACCAGGACCAGCCUUUAGAUUUCUCUAGCAAAUCUCAAAAAACAAUUGCUUCAAAUGUUAAGCUAGAAGGGACAACAUCUCCUCUGUUUAAUGACUGCUCUUUGGAGCCCAUUGAUCUCUCAAUACCUAAGGAUCCUGAGAAGAAGAGAACGAUGAAAGAACUUCCUCAGAGCAUGUCCCUGAAUCAUCAUGUCAAGAAAGAAAAGACCCCUGAAACCCCUGGGUUUCGUGCAGCUCUCCCAGUCUCCAUUUCUAACCUGGCCCCAGCUGUAUCUAGUGACCUUACCAAGCCCUUUACCCGCUUGAAGCCACUGUUACCAAAACCAUCUUCUGUUUCUAGUACUUCUGAAAUGCCACCGCUGGCCUCCAUUGCUCAGAUCAUCUCAUCUGUGUCAGCUACCCCAGUGCUGAUUGAAACGGAAUUAGAUGCCAAGAACAGUGUUAGUGCAAUGGACUUUAAUGUAAUAAAUGAGAAGAAGAGUCCCUUAGGCACUGCCAAACUGGAUUCCACUCAAAAUGGAUCUCUUGAUAACUCAAAAAAGAGAGGCAAGAAGAGAGCAUUUCAGGAGUUCUGUGAUCCAAGAUUGGCAACAGGCAGUGGCAUUGACCUGGAGUCAAGUGGCGAGUUUCCCAGUGUAGAGAAAAUGCUAGCUACUACUGAUGCAAAUAAAUUCAGCCCUUACUUACAACCCAGUCAGAUGGAGCCAAUGAAAGAGGAGAAAGAGAAGCAGCCUGUCAAUAAGGAGACGAAGGAAGGACGAGAGGACAAGCCAAAGAAACCUCCACAGAACAAAGGAAAGAAGAAUGCCUACUCCAAUUCAGUGCAGAAAAUGACCUGCCCAUACUGCCCACGUCUGUUUCCCUGGGCCAGUUCAUUGCAAAGGCAUAUGCUAACACACACAGGUCAGAAGCCGUACCCUUGUCCUCAGUGUGAGUCAUUUUUUUCCACCAAGUCAAACUGUGAGCGCCACCUGCUUCGCAAACAUGGAAUAUCUAAUCGAGCACUUCAAAACAAUGGAUCUCGACCCAAACCUAAGGCCGACGAAGGAUCCCAAGGAAGCACAGGCACUUUUGAGAGUGUAUCUGACACUGAACCUUCUACAGCCGUAGAUAUUGUCGAUACGAGCUCUGUCGACCCAAAACAAGAGGAGAAAGCUUCAUCCCCAGAACAAGCAGAACAAACAGGACAAUCAGCCGCUGAACAAACAGACAGCAGCACGGAUCCAAACCAAACACAGCCAGCUGAGGGAAACCCUGAAAGAGUAGAAAAUGAUGAUGGUGAUGAUGACUCUCAGAGCAAUAAGAGUCUUGAUAUAAACCUUGCCAGCAAGCUUGUAGACUUCAAGUUUUCUGGAGCAGAGCAGAACCAGCCAAAAUCAACUGCUGAACCGGUUUCUCUUCCAGACGAGUUCCCACACACCUGUGCAUCCUGCAAAAAGACCUUCCGCCAUGCAGCCACUCUCAGCCGGCACCAGAAAACUCAUCUGGAGGUCCAGCCUGAGGAUGGAGGCAAGAAGGGAAGACGCCAAAGUGCUUCACAAAACCCAGUCAUAGCGCCCACAAAAGAGAUGGAGCAGGAUGCAAAGUUAGAAGAUGAUGAAAAAGAUGAGAACAGCAGCUGUGUAGAAAGUGGUGUUGAUGAGGAGGAGAAGGAGAGAGAAGAUAUGAGUUAUGAUGAAGAAGAGACUGCUUCCUCAGAGCUCAGGGCUUUGGAAGAGGAGGGCGAGUCAGCCGGAGGCAAAACCGAUAAGAGAAAGAAGAUUUGUGAAGUGUGCAGCAAACGCUUCUGGAGCCUGCAAGACUUGACCAGACACAUGCGUUCACACACUGGCGAGCGACCGUAUAAGUGCCAAACCUGCCAUCGUACCUUCACUCUGAAGCACAGUCUGGUGAGGCAUCAGCGUGUCCACCAGAAACCCACGGAUGAAAAAGGGACCGAUGAUGCAGAAAUGAAUGAAGAAAUGGAUGGAGCAAGAGAUGACGACAGAGUCCUGGAAAGAAAAGAGGCCAGGUGUUCAUCUGGAAGCGAAAGUGAAGCAACGGCUCCAAUCCAGAGUGAGAAUGAACGUGAGAAAGCAGAAGUGCCUCAAAAAGAAGAGAGUGAAGGACACAUAGAGGACCUUAAAGAGAAGCAGCACCCUGAAGAAUCAUCUAUGGAGAUGAAUUCUGCUGAAGAACCUCCCAAAGAACCUCAGCCUGAUGGGGCUGAACAGGAGGAACAUCAAACCGAGGAACCGUUAGUUGCUUCAGUAGAGGCCCAAUCAGGCUGUGACCCAGAACCUGCAAAAAUCAGUGUCCAUAGCUGUACAGCGGCUCAGGAAAUGACAGAGACGCCUGUUCAGUGAAGAGAAAAAACUGUGUUGAUGUUGUGCCAUAGUUUAUGAAGCUUCCACAAACACUAGGAGUUACAAAGCCUGGCCUUUGCUGAUAUUUGUCUUAUAAUACCGUAUGCAUGAAAGAUGCAGACUGGAGAACAGUUUCUGAAGCUUCUCUUGAUGCCUUAAUAUUUUUUUCUUUUCUUUUUUCUAAAAAUCUGGAUAAACACAACUGGACAGUAGCAAUUUUAAUCCUAUUUAUAUGAUUUUUAAUGAAUCAUAUAAAACCUUUAUAUCAAUCAAUUAGAAGCAUUUGUAUGAUGAACAAAAGAUUUAUGUAUCAGCAUUAAAAUGUAUUAUUCUUAAGUCAAUUUCUGUAUGUUUUUAGUAUCUUGUAUGAAAUUUGUUUGAUUUCUUUUUUCUUUUUCUUUUUUUUCUUGUGGAAUUGAAGAGCGCAAGUGCCUGACUCAUUUUCCUUAUCAAGAUUGGCUGAAUACGUUUUGGAUGAAAUUGCUGUUUAGCUCUGUAAUUUUUAUUUUGGGUGAUCAUCGGCCAAUCAGUUUCUUGGCAAUAUUUGCCUAUUCUAUGUAUAUUAUCCUCCAUCUUUGAGCCUCAUUGACAAAUGAUGCAGACAACGUGUAUAAAUGGCUGGAAGUCUUGAAACAGCACCUUCUGGUGGCGUAGAGUGUGAAGUAUUAUAUUGUAAGGCCUGUGCAUCAGAGAGAAGAGUGCUUCUGAGAAUCACACAGUAUGUAUUGACUAAGUGUGAUUUGUGUUUGCCGUUUUGUCUUUGUACUGGAAAUCUCCCUUAGUUUCACUUUGACUUCAACACUGGUGUUCACACUAAAAAUCAAACUUUUUUAUCCAAUAUUGGUUAAAGAAUGUAAAAAGUAGCCCUCAUACUGGUUUAUGUAGAAGGGAUAUAAAUAUUGCCUAAAAAAACAAAACAAAAACGCAAUUCAUUUAGUUUUACACUAGAUGUUGCAAUUUAAUAACGCAUGAUGCCCACACAACACGUCAUAUGAGAUUCAGUGGAAUUGACUAAAGUCCUCGCAAUGGCAAAAUGUUUACAAGUAUGUUUUCAUUCAUUUUGACAGCUGCGAGCCUUUGGAUUUAAAGCCAACUUAAGAAACAUUGUAAAUUAACUGGUCUUUAUAUUUUUUUGAAACACAUUUUCUUUGUAAUUUCUUUGUGUGUGUGUGUGUGUUUGUGUGUAAUGAUGUUUGUACUUGUAAAUUUGUACAAGUGCAUGAGUGUGUGCACAGCUAUAUGGACAGAAAACACUGAACAUUUUAUGCAGGUAUUUAUUGAUCAGACUUAAGCAUGUGGUUGUAAUUUUGAAAAGCCAUGUAGAACCCAGUUUGUGCAACGAGGAGAAUCAAAAAGAUGAAUGUUGUUGAACUUCUUUGAGGUUGUGAGGUUCUCUACAUUUUUGGAUACAUUGUACAUUAGGAUGCUUUGGAUAAUUACAUCUUUUUUGUGUCUUUUUGUUUGUCAGUUUAUGAAACCUUCAACCAAUUCAAUUAUACAUUUGUUUGAGAUCAUUGAACUAUAGAGUAUAAUUUGAUGGGUUUGACAUUAUAAUGAUAAAAAAAUAUUGAUUUUGCAUGUUAAUCUAAUUUGAAUUUCUCAGUUAUUCUCUUUCUCAGGGGCUUUUCAAAAUCAGCAUUUUUCUAUGUAAUCUAUCUGGUGUAUAAAUUUCGAGCUCUGUUCACUACACUACAGUUAAAGACUGCUCACACUGUGUAUAGGCUUCAUUGUACCAAACCUUUUCUGCAAGAAAUUGUAAUGUCAUUAUCAUUAGUGAUCAUGUUUGUCAGAUGAAUUGCAAGUAUCUGUCAGAUCAAUUCAGAUGUAGGCAACUCAUUGAUUUUGCUUGCUUCCUCCUUGCUGUUCAACCCUGUAAAGCAAAUAAAUCAUCCAAUCAAUAGGCUAAAUGUACACUAAGAAAGAGUGAGAAAUUAAGUCCUGUCAAUUUUUUUUUUUUUUUUUCUCAAUUAAAACUUCAAACAGUCCAAAAAGUUUCCACAUUUAAUUUUAUUUAAGUAAUGUGACUGGGGCCAAUAAAGAUUAUUUUUGAUAACUGAUCAUUUUAAA